Acanthoscelides obtectus is the source of this 726-nucleotide messenger RNA. Lineage: Eukaryota; Metazoa; Arthropoda; Insecta; Coleoptera; Chrysomelidae. The record is from the annotation of a GenBank genome assembly.
UUCCGAGACUAAAAGGUUCAUCCCAUUGUGAGGAGACACACUUGCCAAUUGUGGGGUGUUGUAAGCACAUAUUAUAGCAAAGAAAAAAUGGAAACAUUUGAGGGACAGUUUUCGGAAUGAAUUAAAGAAAGAAUGCAAACCAAAAUCUGGGGACGCCCAAGGCUCACCAUGCAAGCCCCAAUGGAAAUGGUUCAAAAACAUGGAAUUUUUACGAGGAACCCUAUCUUCUAGAAGUAUGGAAGACAACUUGAAAAGUGACUCCUCGUAUUUCACACAGGAAGAGUCUCAGCGUGAAACCGAGUCUAUUGAUGGAGAGGUGAUGAGUUGCCCACAAUCGCCAACUGAUGUCUCUAUAUCUUCUGCACCUUCUAGUUCUUUAAGUUCAAGUGUAGGUAGAAAACGCAAAGUCACUGCAGCAGAAGAAGGUGAAAGGCUGCAUAUUGAAAAAGAAAAACUGAACAUCAUGAAAUCAAUGGCAAAAAAAGAAGACGAGAAAGAUACAACUUAUCAUUUUCUGAUGAGCCUCAAAGACCCUAUAAACCCAAUAAUGCCAGUCUGCAACCUAUAAAUUAUACUGACUACGUAUUACCAACAUCUACACUGACCAAUCCAGGGGACGCUUCAACUUUAUUUUCUAGCUUCACCGAUGAUAGAAUAUAGAUUAAAUAUAGUUGCAGUAUAUCCGAAUUGUAUUGAAUUCUUAUCAAUACAAUUUUUUAAAACGUA